AUGCAUCGUUCAUCACUCAUGAUCUCAUUACAGCGCCAAAUCUUCGCCAACCGAACCCUAACCCCGGCUGUGACGAGCCGGGUCACUCGACCGCCCUGCGAUGUCUUCAUCAACCACCGGGGGCCCGACACGAAGCGGACGGUGGUGACGCUGCUGUACGAUUAUCUGUCCCAGCUGAACCUGCGUCCCUUCCUGGACAAAAAGAACAUGAAACCCGGGGACAAGCUGUUCGAGAAGAUCGACGCGGCGGUGCUGGGGUGCAAGGUUGGCGUGGCGGUGUUCUCGCCGCGCUACUGCCAGUCCUAUUUCUGCCUGCACGAGCUGGCUCUAAUGGUGGAGUCCCAGAAGAAGGUUAUACCUAUCUUCUGCGACGUCAAACCCUCGGAGCUUCGGGCGGUAGACGUCAAUGGGAGCUGCAAUGCUGCAGAUCUGAGGAGGUUUGACUCAGCUCUUGAAGAGGCUAAGCAUACUGUUGGUCUUGCUUUCGACUCUGCUAGAGGGAAUUGGUCAGAUGUGGUAACAAGUGCUGCCGAUAUUGUCAUCAAAAGCUUAAUAGAGGUUGAAGAUGAACAACAACAAAGGAUGCAGCAAAAUACUCGAGAAAACAUUUUGAGACUUCCUUUUCAUCAUCGAUAA
Molecule: messenger RNA, 636 nt
Organism: Malania oleifera
Lineage: Eukaryota; Viridiplantae; Streptophyta; Magnoliopsida; Santalales; Ximeniaceae
Product: probable 2' cyclic ADP-D-ribose synthase BdTIR
Exons: 2
Coding region: 1-636 (211 amino acids)
Biological process (GO): signal transduction
Source: RefSeq, a predicted model, not a curated record